Syzygium oleosum is the source of this 2024-nucleotide messenger RNA. RefSeq names its product cyclin-D5-1-like. Lineage: Eukaryota; Viridiplantae; Streptophyta; Magnoliopsida; Myrtales; Myrtaceae. The record is from RefSeq and is a predicted model, not a curated record. Gene Ontology annotation, biological process: mitotic cell cycle phase transition; regulation of cyclin-dependent protein serine/threonine kinase activity. Gene Ontology annotation, molecular function: cyclin-dependent protein serine/threonine kinase regulator activity. Gene Ontology annotation, cellular component: cyclin-dependent protein kinase holoenzyme complex; nucleus; cytoplasm. Bases 308 to 1315 code for a protein of 335 amino acids. The transcript has 5 exons.
UUGACUUCUUGCCGAGGAGGAGUGCACACAAGCACGCAUCUCUCGCGCGCGCGCACCAACCACUCCAGUCACGACAAUCGAUUCCGUGCGCGCGGUGGAACUGAUGGAGAAACCCAUGCCCGACCUCUGAAUUUUCGCCUCCGCGAUCUCUCUUGUUUCGUCGCUGAAUCCCCGCGCGCGCGCGAACCCAUCUCCAUCUCCAUCUCCAUCUCCCUCUCGUCGAUGGUGGUUUCGCCGGGGAGUUGAAAGGAAGAUCCUUUUUCGUGUUCUUUUCCCCCCAGUAGAUGACUCGCUGCGCCGACGGGGAAUGAUGGACGACUCUCUCUCUAGCUUCCUGUGCCAGGAGAGCGAGGCCUGCUUGGACGAUGGUGGGCCCGUGGAGGAAGACGAGGAGGCGUUCAUUGACCCCAGCGAUCGUGACGACGGCUCCGGCGACUGUUGUUUGGACGAUGAGGAGUACCUGCAAAUGCUGUUCGAUAGGGAGACCGGUUCUGGGUUCAAGAGGGACGAGGGUGUUGAUCCGGGGAAGCGGGUUUGGCCGGCUCGCUUCGAGGCGGUCUCGUGGAUUCUCAAAACUAGAGAAGCGUUUGGAUUUCGCUUCCAGACGGCGUAUCUGGCCAUGACGUACUUCGAUCGGUUCCUUUCUAGGCGGUGUAUCGAUAGUGAGAAAUCAUGGGCAAUUAGAUUGCUGUCCGUGGCAUGCCUCUCUCUGGCCGCGAAGAUGGAGGAGCUGAGUGUUCCGCUGCUGUCGGAGUACGAGACAGAGGAUUACUACUUCCAAAGCAAGGUGAUUCAGAGGAUGGAGCUUCUGGUGCUGAACACAUUGGAGUGGAGGAUGGGCUCGAUCACGCCUUUCGCGUACCUACAUCACUUCGUGGCAAGAUUUCCCAAGGAGCUUCCACAGAGCACGGUCGCGUCCAAAAGUGUCAAUCUCAUCUUGGGCAUCAUGAAAGAGAUCAACCUGGUUGAUCACAGGCCAUCUUCUAUAGCAGCCGCCGCCACAUUGGCUGCGUUAGACGAUUCAUUAACAAGAAAUGCACUGGAGUGUAAAAUAAGCGGCAACUAUUCUUUCCAUCAAAGCCUGGACAUUGAUGCUGUGUUCUCAUGUUACAUUCAAAUGAGGAGUUUGGACAAGGAGAUGCUUCCAAUGGCCAAGUCUUUGUCCUGGCCAGAGCUAACCACCAGCCAUUUGAGGCCACUAGACUUUUCUGAGAUUUCUUCUGUUACUACUGCUAUUAGCACCAAAAGGAGAAAGUCUCCAUCCAAUGAUCACGAUCAAGCUCCUGGUGCUCCGGAUGAUAAGCGGCGCUGCUAACGAAUCGAAACCUUCGAGAGAGACGGGAGGAACUCGGAGUUGAUCAACGGUCAUCUCAGACGACACAUCAAAAAAAGAAUAACGAGAAUAGAAUAUAAUUUAGAAAGCAUAAAGGGAGCAUCAAAAGCAAGCUUUGGGGCUUCAUCCGAAAGCUGAUUUUUUUCAUUUUAAGGGAAAGCCACACACAACAUUGGGGGAAAAAGGUCCAGAAUCUCCAGAUAGAGGGGGUCUUGAAAGCUGCUUCUGAGUGGGGUCAAUGCCUAAUUUCGCUCGGGUCACCUUCAUUGAUUUUGAUUUUUUUGAUGAUGUUUUUGCUUUCUCUUUAUUCUGGCCUGACCUUUCCUGAAUUCUUAUUUAUUUGUUUAUUUAUUUAUUUUGGGGUCCUUAGAAUAAGAUGUCUAGAACAAGCAACCCUGGCUUUUGAUUUGGGAUUUGCUUUGUUGUUUGCUGCCCGUGUUUUUAGGUUUGAUUUGAUGCAUCGAGUGUUGGAAGUUGGCCAACCAGCCAAAGAAAAGAGGGGAGAGAGAGAGAGAGAGAGAGAGAGGUGUAAGGAAAGAAAAGGGGAAGUGAAUGUGAUUGGGUUUGUUUGAAUGUUUUGGGGAUACCUUUCAACUGUAGGGGCCCUUUGUCCUCUUCCUGCGGAACUUGCCUGUUUUCAGGGGAUCAUGGUUCAUCAAAGUCAUUGUUUGUUGAUUUGAAGGGUACUUCC